Molecule: messenger RNA, 951 nt
Organism: Magnolia sinica
Lineage: Eukaryota; Viridiplantae; Streptophyta; Magnoliopsida; Magnoliales; Magnoliaceae
Product: ubiquitin-conjugating enzyme E2 2-like
Exons: 5
Coding region: 229-687 (152 amino acids)
Source: RefSeq, a predicted model, not a curated record
AGAAGAAUUACAGAAGAAGGGGAGAGAAAGGUCGGAAGCUCUCUCUCUUUUUCCUCCGUCUUUUCUUUUUUCUCUUCUUUCUUCUCCUCCUCUUAUUGCUUUUGGAAUCUGGACAGAGUUUUCAUUGAAUUUACAGGCAGGACCACCACUGACUCGGAAAGCGCUGAGAUUUCUAUAUACACACACACACAGAGAGAGAGAGAGAGAGAGAGAGAGAGAGAGAGAGAGAUGUCGACACCGGCAAGGAAGAGGCUGAUGAGGGAUUUCAAGAGGCUUCAACAAGAUCCACCGGCCGGGAUCAGCGGCGCUCCGCAGGACAAUAACAUCAUGCUCUGGAACGCAGUCAUCUUUGGUCCUGAUGAUACCCCUUGGGAUGGAGGUACGUUUAAGUUGACACUGCAGUUUACGGAGGAUUAUCCAAAUAAGCCUCCAACAGUUCGAUUUGUCUCACGGAUGUUCCACCCAAACAUCUAUGCAGAUGGAAGCAUUUGCCUGGAUAUCUUACAGAAUCAGUGGAGUCCUAUUUAUGAUGUGGCAGCUAUAUUAACGUCUAUUCAGUCCUUGCUGUGUGACCCAAAUCCAAACUCCCCUGCAAAUUCUGAGGCUGCCCGCAUGUUCAGUGAGAACAAGCGCGACUACAACCGCAGAGUACGGGAGGUGGUGGAGCAGAGCUGGACGGCAGACUGAGGCAAGAUCCAUGUCCUUCUCCUUGCACAGAGAAAAAUUGUUGGAAAAUGUAGUUGCGAGUGGGAAUAUAUUCUGUUUACCGACUUUAAAGGCUAUGCAUGCACGCCUUGUUGUGGAGGAUUUAAUUCUGGGUUCUGCCUCUGUUUAAACUGCUUAAAACUGAAUGUCAUUCAGUUUCUUUUCUUUUCUUUUCUUUUUCUCUUUGUUAUUUUUCAUGUAAUACUACUUUUAUAUGGAUGUGAAUAGGAUUGCAGCUGUUAUGUC